GGUUGCAGCCGUGAACGCGCGACUCGGAGCACUAGAGACCACAUCCGUCAAGCGGAGGAGAGAACGUGACCGUGAGACCGGCGCGCGCUAGCUUUUUCCAUCAUUCGCACCAUGCAGCUCUCCUUGGCACUCUGCAUCAUCAGUGCUGCACUCAGCGAUGCGCUGGCGCCGACGCGCCGUCGCACCGCUCUCAAAAAGCUGUCGGUCGGUGCGAUCAGUCUUACCAGCGCUCAACGCGCCGUCGCCGCGACGAAUGCCGAGGCGGAGAAAGUUAGGGUGGCGUCACGCGAGCUCACCGAAUUGCUUAAGAACGAGGACGCGCUGCGGUUCAAGGUUCUCGUCGAGGGUAGCGGCAAGCUGCCGAUAGCAGUCAGCUUCAUAACCUUCCAGAAGCUCGAGAAGGAUUGCGGCGACGACUUCAUGGGCGCAGCUAUUGAAUACGCCGAGACGUACAAGGACGCGAAGGAUCUCGUGAAGCUCGCAAGCCCCGGCGUCCGCGCACACCAUCGCGCGGACGUCGCGCCGACGGCGUCUCAUCACACAGGCGGUGCUCAGCAAGGGCGACGGCGGCGGCCCGGACGUCGCGACGCGCUACUACGAGCGCGCGCUGCCGAACCUCAAGGAGGCGUCCGAAAAGCUCGACGCCUUGGUCAAGCUGUUGCCGAAGUAGUCAUGUUGUGUUAAGGUUAAAUAUAAAACUUCUA
Pelagomonas calceolata is the source of this 704-nucleotide messenger RNA. The record is from the annotation of a GenBank genome assembly. Lineage: Eukaryota; Pelagophyceae; Pelagomonadales; Pelagomonadaceae.